AUGGAGGAUGUGAACGGCACUCCAGGCGAAACGUUCGCUUUUCAGGCGGAGAUCGCCCAGUUGAUGUCCUUGAUCAUCAACACGUUCUAUUCCAACAAGGAAAUUUUCCUUCGUGAAUUGAUCUCCAACUCCUCCGACGCUUUGGACAAGAUUCGUUAUCAAGCUUUGACUGAUCCAGCCCAGUUGGAGACUGGCAAGGAUCUUUACAUUAAAAUUGUCCCGAACAAGGCCGAUAAGACUUUGACUAUUAUGGAUACUGGAGUCGGAAUGACUAAGGCCGAUCUUGUUAACAAUCUUGGAACUAUUGCUAAGUCUGGAACCAAAGCUUUCAUGGAGGCUCUUCAGGCUGGUGCUGAUAUCAGCAUGAUUGGUCAAUUCGGUGUUGGUUUCUACUCUGCCUUCUUGGUUGCUGACCGCGUCACAGUCACUUCUAAACAUAAUGAUGAUGACUGUCAUCAAUGGGAGUCUUCCGCUGGUGGUUCAUUCAUCAUCCGGAACUGUGUUGAUCCUGAAAUGACUCGCGGAACGAAGAUCACUCUUUACCUUAAAGAGGAUCAGACUGAUUAUUUGGAAGAGCGUCGUAUUCGCGAAGUCGUUAAGAAGCACUCCCAAUUCAUUGGAUAUCCAAUAAAGCUCUUGGUUGAGAAGGAACGUGAUAAGGAGAUUUCUGAUGAUGAGGCUGAGGAUGAGAAGAAGGACGAAAAGAAGGAAGAAGUAAAAGACGAAGAGAAGGAGGUUAAAAAGGAAGAGGGUGAGGAAAAGGAGGGAGAAGAUGAGGAGGAUAAGGACAAGAAGGAUGGUGAAAAGAAAAAGAAGACCAAGAAGAUCAAAGAGAAAUACACCGAAGAUGAAGAGUUGAACAAAACAAAGCCCAUUUGGACACGAAACCCCGAUGACAUUACUAAUGAGGAAUAUGCCGAAUUCUACAAGAGCUUGUCUAACGAUUGGGAGGACCAUUUGGCUGUUAAGCAUUUGAGCGUUGAAGGACAAUUGGAAUUCCGUGCCCUUUUGUUCGUUCCACAACGUGCUCCCUUUGACAUGUUCGAGAAUAAGAAGCAAAAGAAUGCUAUCAAGCUUUAUGUUCGACGUGUCUUCAUUAUGGAGAAUUGUGAAGAAUUAAUGCCUGAAUACCUCAACUUUAUUAAAGGAGUUGUUGACUCUGAGGACCUUCCUCUUAACAUUUCUCGGGAAAUGCUCCAACAAUCCAAAAUUCUUAAAGUGAUCCGAAAAAAUUUGGUCAAGAAGUGUAUCGAACUUUUUGAUGAAAUUGCUGAAGACAAGGACAACUUUAAGAAAUUUUAUGAGCAAUUCAGCAAGAAUCUUAAGUUGGGUAUUCACGAAGAUUCUGUCAACCGUAAAAAGCUUGCCGAAUAUCUCCGUUACAACACUUCCUCUUCUGGCGAUGAACUUGUUAGCUUGAAAGAUUAUGUUGGACGAAUGAAAGAAAAUCAGACUUGCAUUUAUUAUAUUACUGGCGAGUCUAAAGAAGUUGUUCAAAACUCUGCUUUUGUUGAACGUGUUAAGAAGCGAGGAUUUGAAGUUAUUUAUAUGGUUGAUCCAAUUGAUGAAUAUUGCAUUCAACAAUUGAAAGAAUUUGAUGGAAAGAAAUUGGUUAGCGUUACUAAAGAAGGUUUGGAGUUGCCAGAAAGUGAAGAGGAAAAGAAGAAGUUUGAAGAAGAUAAAGUCAAAUUUGAGAAACUUUGCAAAGUUAUUAAGGUACCACAGAGAAUUUUAAAGAAUUUGGAAUAUUUAAUUUAUUUUUAG
Molecule: messenger RNA, 1764 nt
Organism: Meloidogyne enterolobii
Lineage: Eukaryota; Metazoa; Nematoda; Chromadorea; Rhabditida; Meloidogynidae
Source: the annotation of a GenBank genome assembly